AUGCCUUCCAGCACCUCGGGCACGCAGGAUGCGCACAGCGUCGCGGCCCGUGAUCAACUGCACGAGCCGCACUUUUGGACGCUGCCGCCCUGGUUCCACUGCCACAUCCAGACGCACGCGGGCACGACCAUCUUUUGGCUGCCCAUCGACUCCGAGGAGGGCCGCGUCUACGCGCAGCUGACAACGGACGCGGCGCGGCUGCCGUACAUUAUCACGCACAGCACGGAAAUCUGGCACACGACAAUGCCCGAGGGCCUGUACUUUUACGACGAGCCGGCCAACACGCGGUACUGCAUCCGGCGGCACACGGCCGCGUUUGACGGUCUGUUGCGGCUCGGACUGCCCGACGGCAGCAUCCUGUGGCCCGAGGGGUCGCCACAGUGGGAGGCGGUGGCGCAGUACUACCGGGACUUGGGCAAGAACUUGGGGGCGAUUCACGCGGACAGGGGGCGCUACUGA
This is a messenger RNA of Sporothrix brasiliensis 5110, 459 nucleotides long. RefSeq lists its product as uncharacterized. The transcript has a single exon. The record is from RefSeq and is a predicted model, not a curated record. Lineage: Eukaryota; Fungi; Ascomycota; Sordariomycetes; Ophiostomatales; Ophiostomataceae. The coding region runs from base 1 to 459 and encodes 152 amino acids.